This is a messenger RNA of Protopolystoma xenopodis, 201 nucleotides long. The record is from the annotation of a GenBank genome assembly. Lineage: Eukaryota; Metazoa; Platyhelminthes; Monogenea; Polystomatidea; Polystomatidae.
AUGGACCAGCACUCUUGCUCCUGCUCUCUCACCUCUCUCCUGACCCUCUCUCUUUCCCCUCAUCUCCACCCCAAUCCUUGCCUCCUGCAUUCCGCUGUUGCUCUGCCCGCAGUCGUCACGUUGCUCCCUCCUUUCCCACUCGCCCGUCAGCCCAACUACUCCUCGUUGGACGCCAGUUAUUCCGGUGACCCUGAGUCGUGA